Phodopus roborovskii (desert hamster) is the source of this 936-nucleotide messenger RNA. RefSeq names its product olfactory receptor 50-like. The record is from RefSeq and is a predicted model, not a curated record. Gene Ontology annotation, cellular component: membrane. NCBI's taxonomy places the organism in Eukaryota, Metazoa, Chordata, Mammalia, Rodentia, Cricetidae. Gene Ontology annotation, molecular function: G protein-coupled receptor activity; olfactory receptor activity. Gene Ontology annotation, biological process: G protein-coupled receptor signaling pathway.
AUGAUGAAGAAUAACCAGACCAGCACAUCUGAGUUCAUCCUCCUGGGGCUUCCCAUCAGACCAGAGGACCAAGGCAUGUACUCUGUCCUCUUUCUGGCCAUGUACCUGACCACGGUGCUGGGGAACCUGCUCAUCAUCCUGCUCAUCAGGCUAGACUCUCACCUCCACACCCCCAUGUACUUCUUCCUCAGCCACUUGGCCUUCACAGACAUCUCUUUCUCAUCAGUCACAGCUCCUAAGAUGCUCAUGAAUAUGCUGACACACAGUCAGUCCAUCUCAUAUGCUGGGUGUAUUUCCCAGGUAUAUUUCUUAUUGUUUGGGUGUAUUGAUAACUUUCUUCUCACUUCCAUGGCCUAUGACAGGUAUGUGGCCAUCUGUCACCCUCUGCACUAUACCACCAUCAUGAGUCAGAGCCUCUGUGUACUGCUAGUGAUAGUGUCCUGGGUAUUUUCCUCUACCAAUGGCCUUGUGCACACUCUUCUAUUUGCUCGUCUCUCUCUCUUUAGAGACAAUAUUGUCCACCAUUUUUUCUGUGACCUCUCUGCUUUACUUAAACUGUCCAGCUCAGAUACUACUAUCAAUGAGCUAGUUAUUCUCACUUUAGCAGUGGUAGUUAUUACUGUGCCAUUCAUAUGCAUUCUGGUCUCUUAUGGCCACAUUGGAGCCAGCAUCCUGAGAACUCCUUCCAUCAAGGGAAUCUGCAAAGCCUUGUCUACAUGUGGCUCCCACCUCUGUGUAGUUUCUUUGUACUACGGAGCCAUUAUUGGAUUAUAGUUUUUCCCCUCCGCCAAUAACACUAAUGAUAAGGAUGUCAUUGUGUCUGUGCUGUACACUAUGGUCACACCCAUGCUGAAUCCUUUUAUCUACAGUCUGAGGAAUCGGGACAUGAAGGGAGCACUGAGAAAUAUCCUCAGCAGGAAAAUGUGUUCACAGUGA